AUGGCAUUUAUAACAUCGCUCGACUCCCUUUGGGCGGCUUCGAGCCUCCAAUUCGACAACGCCUUCCAAUUUAUAAAAUCCCUCGCCGGCAACCAUACCGACAUUCCAAAGACAACCGAGACAAUACUAGAAAGCCAGAUUGGCUGGUCCAAUCCUCCAGACCCGUCCAACAUGCCAUUCAAUAUCGAUUUUCAGAUGAUUUUCUCGUUGUUCUACUUCCUCAUCAUCUUCCUUAUACCUGUCUUCCUCACCAACUAUCUCCUCCCUGCCACGAGCCACCCCAGACGCGAUCGCUUCCUGUUCGGAUGGCACCUAUUCGAUGCCCUCGUCCACUUCGGCAUGGAAGGGCUCUUCCUCUUCCACUGCUUCUUCAGCUACGCCCCUAUCUCCCCCAGCGAGAGCCGCGACCCCGUCUUCCUCGGCGACAAAGACCACGUUUACGGCGCCACAUACUCCAACUCACCAACCGCCAAACUGUGGCAUGAGUACGCUCAAGCAGACCACCGCUGGGGUGGUGCCGACCCCACCAUCAUCUCCAUCGAGCUGAUCACUGUGAUCUUCGGCGGUAUCACCGCCUCCUUGAUCAGCUAUUGGGUCUACCAGGCGUCCUGCCGGCAGCCGAGGGAGAAGGAAGCGAUCAAGGGAAAGAUGUGGUUCAUGAUGAUUGUGCUAGCGACGGCUGAGAUAUACGGAGGCUUCAUGACCUUCCUGCCGGAGAUGCUGACUGGUAAUACGGCGUUGGCCACUGAUAGUUUCCUGUAUUUCGUGCUGUAUAUUGUUAUCUUCAACGGCCUCUGGGUCGUUGUCCCUGGCUGGAUUCUGUGGGAGGCGUGGAAGGAGUUCACGGGCUCCUUCAAUGUCAAUAAGAAACAGCGGGACAACAGCUCCCCCAGGCACAAGCUUGGAAGGUGA
Molecule: messenger RNA, 912 nt
Organism: Aspergillus niger
Lineage: Eukaryota; Fungi; Ascomycota; Eurotiomycetes; Eurotiales; Aspergillaceae
Exons: 1
Coding region: 1-912 (303 amino acids)
Biological process (GO): sterol metabolic process
Cellular component (GO): membrane; endoplasmic reticulum
Molecular function (GO): cholestenol delta-isomerase activity
Source: RefSeq, a predicted model, not a curated record